Pocillopora verrucosa is the source of this 2429-nucleotide messenger RNA. RefSeq names its product protein tweety homolog 3-like. Gene Ontology annotation, molecular function: intracellularly calcium-gated chloride channel activity; volume-sensitive chloride channel activity. The record is from RefSeq and is a predicted model, not a curated record. Gene Ontology annotation, cellular component: plasma membrane. NCBI's taxonomy places the organism in Eukaryota, Metazoa, Cnidaria, Anthozoa, Scleractinia, Pocilloporidae.
AUGGCGAACUGUAGCGUUGAUGAUACUUUCCAAUUACCAUGGAUUGCAAAAUUUUUCCAUUCCUUUGCGCACGUUAAUUUUUAUUUUCAUAAUGUUUCAUCUGUUUUUGCUCCUACUCUUCAAGAUUACCAACAGGCAUUAUUCCUUUAUGCUUUGGGUCCAUGCCUUUUUGGUGGUCUUCUAUUUCUUAUCUUCUGUGGACAUUUCUUGGCAAGUUGGUGUUCCUGUGAUAAGCACCAAAGACCUCAAGCAAAAUGUGUGAUAGCUUUGCGAUGCAUUGUUCUGUUUACAUCUGUUUUGUGCAGUGGUGCAGGAAUUGCAGGAUUUGUCUUUAAUGAAACAAUAGAUGAAGGAGUAACAGGAGUGCUUGCAGCAGCAGAAAAUGUGAAUGAAAGUCUCAUAGAAAUAGAAACAAAGGUUGAUUUUGUAAAAGAUAAGCUGAUAGACAUGGACAGCAUCCUCCUUGAUGCUAAAUCAGACUGUGUGGGAUUUUCUAUUGGUGAAGAGUUGAUAGAUAAAAUUAGAAUCUACUUGGAAGGCAUUGUGACCAGUUUAGUGAGAAUAAAGAGAGUUAAUCUUCCUCCCAUAAAUGGAGAUAUCCAUGACAUUGAGUAUUACAGACGGUGGACUACAUUUGGUACAAUGUGUUUGACCACUCUUGCUUGUGUGCUCAUGAUUUAUGCAAUUUUAAGAAGGAGCAGAUGUGGAUUUGUACUAGCCAUAUUAGUUGGAAUCAUCUGCCUCCUAAUAAUCUGGUGUGGUGCAGGAGUUGAUUUGGCUUUGGCAGUUGGUAUGUCUGAUCUGUGUGUGAAUCCUAAAGGAACAGUUAAUUACUACGUCAAUAGUCAACCUGUGUUGAAAAAUACUGGUGUUGUGAAAUACUAUAUGGACUGCCCACUGGAUGAACAUAAUCCAAAUCAAAAGUAUGCAGAUAAGGCCAAGGAACAUUUGGAGGAAGCUUUAAGAACAUUUCUUAUUCUUAUGGAGCGAGCACAUGAAUUGAAAGAUCAUUUGCCUCCUGAGUGUGAAGAUAAUCUUUCGAAAGGUGACUGGGACUUGCACCAGUCACAAGAAAGUGUGUCCAUUAUAGCCAAGAAUCUUGACUGUGGAUAUGCACAUGAGCAAUUCAAGUGUGCCCAGUACUCUGUGUGUUAUUACAUAGUGGAGGGUGUUGCUGAACUGUUUCUUAUGACUCUUCUAAUUGGGUUUUUCCUCAUCAUUAACCUCACUCUGGUGCUGCCCAUAUUACUUAGAACUCCGUCAUCCAAGGGUCGAAAGCACCGUAGCAUUUUACACGUGUGUGGCUCUGACUCCCCUAUUGGAACUCCUUACCAGUCUAUUUCGGAAGAAGAUCCCAGAACGGAGUCUGUACCCCUCAUUCCCAACGAUCUGCAGACACCAACGUACAACGCCAUGCACCGGUCCUCAAUGGAGUUUCAUUCCUUCGAGGAUUCGUGGAAACCCGGGCGUUUCAGUUCAGUAGGAGCUAAUCCGUUGUUAACUGCUGCUUCUCCGCCAUCAUCAUCAGAUGUAUCCUCCAACACUGACCUUCCAAACAUAAGAGGACGAGGCGAGAUCAACAGUAUGGCGUUCUGAAAUAAGACAGUGACGUCAUCCUCUUCGCCUGACUUUUCUGAGAAGCUUUAAGAUGUAUCACUUUGCGGGAAAACUUUUGCAAUACACGUUUGCAGCGAAAAAUUUUAAAACUUGUUAAUACGAAAGCCGAAAAGGGUUACUUAAUCAUUCAUGCCUACUUUUUAAGGCUAUUUAGAGUCUUUUGAACAUGUAGAUAGAUAGAUCUAUCGGCUAACGCAUAGAGCGUUUUUAUCAAAAAGAUCUUGAUUGUUUUAUAUUGAAAGUUAGCGGAGGCAUCUAUAUUUUUUAAUCUAAAUUAUUUAAUUAUUUAUGACAAUCAGGUGUGAAUACCUGUACGAUAAUUUUUAUACGAUUUAAUGACAGAUCGAUUGCAUGAAGUAUUUAGAGAUACAUGUGACAUUCUGUUUUUCUUGAUCGUAGUAAAAACUUUUAUUGAAUGUUGAGAAUAUAACUUGAUAUGGAGUACCACUUUUUUGGAAGCAAAUAUUUUUAUUUUAUGGUAAUGGAACGUCACCUGAGGUUGCGUGCAAACUGCAGUAUGACAUUUGUAAUAUUUGUGCAAAAGGUAGAAACUUUUUAGAAUAGAGAUGGCUGCUAUAAAGGACCACUUGGUAUAGAAAAGUGUCGAGGAUUUCUUCGGAAGAGAUGACGAAUGUAUGCGGGUAUGUUUCCGCUUCAUUUGUCGUUGAAACCUAAAUUUUACCUCUUCAACUGAUAUUAGUCGCAGUAUAAUGUGAUUAAACUAUUCUUGAGAAAGCUAUGGGAGUAAUUGUAUAACAGACUUGAACUUGUCCGUAAGACUAGUAAGUCAUCUCCAUUAAAAUAAAGUUAUG